GUUACCGAGCGGAGUCCAUCCCGGAGAGCAUCCGUGUCAGUUUUUGUCGCGACCGGCCGGAGCAGUAUGCCCAUGUUGGACAGCCUGUCGCCACCGCUCCAUCGCUGUGCGAGUGACCGGUGUAGAGCGCAUGCGUAACACUAGGCCUGCGCGGACAGUAGCUCAGCGUCAUGCGUGGUGUGCGUGCGUGAGUGAGGGAUGUGCGUUCUGCUCAACAACCACCGCGCGCCCCUGCAGCCCCCCCGUCGCACCCUGGAGAAGGACUGCAACCUGAGCCACCUGACCCAGACAGCGUCCUGGCUGCCACCCGCCGACGCCUGGGCCCGAGACAACAGCGGCGGCUUCCCCUUCGGCUGGGAGGAGGCCAUUGACAGCGAUGGAAAAUCUUAUUAUAUCAACCAUGUUAACAAGACGACUUCCUACGAGGAUCCCCGGACAGAUUGGACGGAGGAACCCCCUCAGCCCAGGACUGUCGAGCUCACGAGACAUCCGCUGCUGGGCUUCGGGUUCGUCGCCGGAAGUGAGCGCCCCGUCAUCGUCAGGUUUGUGACGGAGAACGGUCCCAGUGUGGGCAAACUGCAGCCCGGGGACCAGCUGCUCACCAUCAAUGACGAGGAUGUCAGGACUGCCCCCAGAGAUCACGUGAUCCAGCUGGUCAGAGGUUGUAAGGACACAGUGAGACUUGUAGUGUGUCAGCCUCCACUAGACAAUUCGACACGAAAAUCAGCCUUGCUCAGUUCGGCGAAGAAGGCGAAACUGAAAUCCAAUCCUUCCCGAGUCCGGUUUGCAGAAGGCGUUGUCGUCAAUGGAUCUCCACUGUACACGGCGUCUGCAUUCAGCGGAGGUGAGGGCGGUGUUCCGCUUAUGCCAAAUGUCCUCAAGGUCUUCCUCGAGAACGGGCAGACCAAGUCCUUCAAGUACGACUCGACGACGCGGGUAGGUGACGUGGUGGCGUCUCUACAGCAGAAGCUCUGUCUCAAGGCCAUCCACCACUUCUCUCUGGUGCUGGAGCAAGUCAAGAGUCUCAGGCGGAACAAGCUCACCCUGCUCAACCCCGAACACACACUCGCAAGGAUAGCCUCAAGGCCUGGCUCACACAACCUGCGGUGCCUCUUCAGGGUCGCGUUCGUCCCGCGGGAUGCCUGCGACUUAGCACAAAAAGAUUUGGCAGCUUUUGAAUAUUUGUAUCUUCAGUGCUGCAAUGAUGUGGUACAAGAAAGGUACGCUCCAGAGCUCAAGUACGAUAUUGCCUUACGUCUGGCAGCUCUUCAUAUACACCAACACGCCAUCUCCAACAACAUUCCUCCCAGCAAGAUUACUGUCAAGUCUAUAGAGAGGGAGUUUGGACUGGAAAGGUUUGUGCCGGUCUCACUGAUGGAGUCAAUGAAACGCAAGGAGUUGCGAAAACUACUCAGUCAUUUGCUCAAACUGAACCAAACCAUGACGGGGACUAGUCACAAGUGUCUAACGAGCCUGCAGGCCAAGCUGUAUUACCUGAGUAUCAUCAGCGAGUUGCCCAGCUAUGGCGCCAAGUGCUUCUCGACCAACAUUCGCGAUUGUAACAUGGAAACUGUUAUACUAGUCAGCCCUAAGUUAGGAAUUAGCCAAAUAAAUGGAAUACGGAAUAGUAUGCCUGUUCCUCUAGCCGAUAUAGAACACUUGACUCUCAUCAGGGUCCAGAGAGAGGACCAGAUCUCCAGCCUUGUCACGAUAUACCUGCCUACCGCCAUACAAAAGGAGGUGUCGGUCAGCAUGGAGGACAGGGACGCUGACGAGUUAGUGCUGGUGCUGCAAGGUUACUACCGUCUGCUGACGGGGAAACAACUACCCCUUGAGCAGGAAAAGGACAUCUGGACACAAGACCAAGCGCCGCUCUACCACUCCCAACAUGCUGUGCGGCCGGCGAGGUGGAGUUAUGCUGUAGAUUCGGAAGAGGAGCGGUACGCCAAUUUUGCCGUCUCCCCGCCCUACCAUCCAGUCUCUCACACCAGACACAUGAGAAGCAACGGCAGUAUGACUCUCACCAGGAGCCACAGUGACGUCAUGCAACCCAGCAACAACACGGUUGACAACAACAUGAACAACACUCUGCCGAGCAAGUUCAAGGACAGGAAUGGCUACUGCGGGAUCGGCUACAAACCCAAUGCCUUGCCCGGUGGUCCCCACAACAAGUUGGGCAUCGAUCUGCAGAGUGUCGUGUCUAUGGAGAUCCUUGAGAGUGACAUCGGCUUCGCGGAGGCCAGAAAUGAGGAGGUGCUUCGGAGGGUGGCAGAAAUGCAGGAACUGGUCGUCAACUCAGAGCAGUAUUUGACUCAGCACCAGAGAGAAACCAGUGAUUCCGAGAGCUCCCACAUUUCCUCUCAGGACUCCGACAAUCCUGGGCAGCUCAAACACAGUGACUCGCUGCUGUUGCUCACACAGGGGCUGCAGCAAGUUCCAGACUCUCUUAGUGAAGCCGUGCAGUCUCUGGAUUUGGGUGAGACUGAGAGUGACACAGACUCUAUCAGCACACCUUCUAGUAGCCCCUCACACCGCAACGCUUCUGGGAAAGAUCGGAAUCGAGACUCUGACUCAAGUUUUGGACUGCACAGUCCAGACAAUUUGGUGCCGGGAGCUGGUCAACAAGCACUUCAGGAGCUGUGGAAGAGGCUUCAGGAGGAAACUGCUCACCUAGGCUACGAGAUGACAGGAGGAAGUCUCUACUUGGAUCCUGACAUCAUCGACCUCACCCUGAUACCGCCUCCUAUCACGCCUGAGAAGGAGGGAGUGGGGUACGCGCUACCACCGGAAAUAAGCAUGCCACCUAUGCCUUUCGCUGACAACUCGUUAAACCUUGACGACAACGCACUUGGUUUGGAAAGCAAAGACGUCUUGAACCUGGACCUGGACUCAUUCCUGGCCACAGUGACGGUACCACCUCCGCAGCGCACAUCUUCCACGCUGGAAUUGACAAGCGAACAGAUCAGCUCCUUCAUCAUUCCUCCCCCUCCCCCCGUUCCUCCAGCAACUGACAUUGAGGCGGAGCCACCGCUUCCACCACCACCCCCUGAGAAGCCGAACGGCUACAUACCCAACGGUUUGGACACCGACAGGCCGAUAGAGAGGAGAGCUAGCACGGGGAGUCGUAGUGUCACAUUCUCCUGCUGCAGCAAGCCCCGCCAGCAGAGUCCUGACAACUCCCCCCUGUCUCUCCCACCCAGGGUGGGUUCCGUGGGAUCUGCCUCCCCACCCGGUCGGCCGCCUAAGCCUCCGAAUCUACCACCUCGAAGUGACUCCAUAUCAGGGGGCACUUUGACCAGAAAGCCUCCUCUGCCUCCUGUCCCUUCCCAGGAUGUAUCCCUGAUGAACGGCUACCUGUCAGUGUCACGAGAGGCAUGUGUGCUAGUCUCCGGUCUGUGCGAGAGGCUGGGGCAGGUAGCAGCUCAGUGUAAUGCGGAUCAAGCUCACGGAGGAGGUGCAAACAUUGAUGAGGCCAGAUUCCAGGAAGCGAAAGAAGCUCUGACGCUUGAAGUACGAAAGUUGGUGACGUCUUCGAAGCUCUUAGUCCGAAGUAGCAGCACAGCAAAUGCUUCCAACGCACCCUCGCCAGACUUCCAGACGCAUCUUGCCAGUUGUCUAACGCUACUUCGUCGACUGACCGAACUCAGCGGGAAAAUGGCUGCCCACACCUCUUCUCCCCUGCACACCCGCAACCUUGUCCUUAAGGUGCAAGAUGUGGUAGCCGUGUUUACGGACCUACUCGCCACCGAGGGGCAAGAAGCACAGCUCACCAAGCAGGCAGAAAACUUGGCAAGUGUGUUGGCAACACUGUUAAGGAGUCUUCGGGUCUUCACACCAUAGCACAUAACCUCUCCACAGGAAGUCUAGUGUGGCAACUUGCAGUACAGCAAAAAUCAAUGUGGCAACUUGCAGUACAGCAAAAGUCAAUGUGGCAACACUGUAGCCGAUUAUUGAGUUAUGGAACUACAAAAGAAUCAUCUCUGAUUAGGAUUCGUUUUCAAAAGGAUUGUGGACGUCAAUGACUUUUCAUUGAAUGGUUGAUGACUUUGCAACACAGUUCAUCGUGUAUCUUCAAUACUUGUCAUAGGAUUGUGGAAGAGCUAAAUUUGUUUUAACACAUUAAAAAGCUUUGGUUUUAACACAUUUAACCAAAGCAAAGGUCAAGUUACACAAAAUUCGCAACUUACCUAAAUGUGUGAGUGGGGGGACAGCAGUUACAUUUUUUUACCGGAAUUUUUUAAGUUUUGAUUACAUUUAUAUAUAUUGUCAUAUUAUCGAUAAUUCAAAGUGGAUUAUGUGCUCAUUUAUUCCAUAUUAUUGUUUCAACUCACAUUUUAUCUCCAAUUUUAUUCCUAAACAUAGUAAUUAUUAUGAUUUUUUUGUUUAAAUUCAAUUCAAUAGUUGCUCGUAUAAGAAGAAGCGGACAUUAUGAAGUUUGAAGUACACAUAACAGUGUUUGCAAAUAACAGAAAACUGACAAACCUUCAGACACGAUGGCUCGAAAGUGAUACCAAAGUGUAUAUUAACCAAUGAUUUGGUGGUGUGCUUUAUAACAUAUGAAAAACAUUUUAUAAAUCUUAUUUGUUGAUGUUGUUGAAUUUUUUAUUGAAUUUUAAGUGUUUUUGAAUGAAGAACUUAAAAUCCCUAUCACCUUACAUGUUUCUCCAAAGUGCAAGUGUUUUUUACUUAAAGAAUGUUUUUAAGAUAUAUAUAGCUAUGUAACUAUUUGGAUUAAACUUUUCAAUUCCUAGAUUUUUCAACAUUUUUUUAAAUUUAAGUCGUAUGAUUAAAGUCUGGGGUAAUUUAAGUGCCUUUUGGAAAACCAUAGAUUAUUUAUCAAUUAUGUUUGAUUAGUUUUUAUAAUGGGAAAAAUUGCGUUUCUGUAAAAUAACAUUAUUAUUUUAGUUCAUUCUUUAUGUUUAUUGUGAUGCAACUUCGAGUAAUUUAUACCUGACUUUUAUAUGCUUUUCAUUGUUUUCAGUAAUAUACACUUGCACUUUAUAUGUAAUUAUCUUUAUGUACAUUCUCACUGUAUAUUAUCUAAUCGCAUAAUUAAUUAUAUUAAUAAUGAUAACAAAGUACGUACGGCAAUGGUUUGCAAAAAGUGGUUUUAAGGCCUAAUAUGAUAAAUAUAUAUUACGGUUAGUGCCAUGAGUAAUUUCGCAUUUAUUUAUAUACCGAUGAUCACACACUCUGCCGUUUUAUUUGCCGUUCUACGCUUACAUUACUUAAAUAAAGUAUAAAAAUUUUUCAAUAUUUCAUUCCAACAAGUAGUAACUAAUGAUUAAUUGUGUAGUUAAAAUAUCGUUUGUAGGCGAAUGUAUAGUUAGUGUACAUUUUUAACUUAUCAAUAAAGUUCGUAACAUGGUUUCUUAAAUCUCUCAACCUAUUGCAACUUACGUCCGAAUAUUAUUUGUAUCUGACUGUAAUAAUUACUAAAAAUUAAAAUCGUAUUAAGUUGUGUAAAAAUUCUCAUUGUAUACAUUUUAUAUUUGUCCAUACUGCUUUGUAAACUGCGUAGAUUAGUGAUAAAACAAAGCCAAAUAUCUCCACCACCCUAUCACAAAUAUGUACUUAUUUUAUUUUUAUGUUAUUGUAUUUUUGUACAGUAGGAUAAUGCAAUAUUGCCAUUUCAGAUAUCACUGUCACCCCAACCCCAGAAUUCUGUAAAACGUUAUCCCACAAAUAGCCUACUUCAUAGCCUAUGUUUACGUUAUUUAGUAGAUUUUCUCGUUUAUGUCUAUCGAUGUAUAUUUUCUUCAAGUAUCAGUACACUAGUCUUUGCAAGUUUAAUAUUUAUACAAAACAUACCCAACAGUUUUUUUUAUUACAAUAAAAUUUAACACAAUUGUUAUUAGUAUCUUAUCGUGGGUAUGAAGUAUAUACUAUACAUUUAAAAAUUAAUUUUAUCAUUUAAAUAUAUAAUAUUAAAAAUAAUAAUAUUUAUAAAAUUUAAACCCCGUUUUAAAUAUAUACAAACUUUAUUAUUAGGACUUUUCGUAAUUUUGGUGUUUUUUAUUUUUCUUACCGAUUCAAUAAGUAAUAUAUCCCAAAUCGUAAAAGAAUUACACAAUUCUAGAGGAAACAUUCUUUUUAAUUUGAUUGCAUACGAACUAAUUAUUCAUUUCAACUAAAGAAAUUUUUUAAUGUAUCCUUUUACUUACUUAUUAAAAAUUUGUUGUUAAAGAUAAAAUACAACCUUAAAAUAUUGAAUUGUAAUUAAUAAAAACUAAUAUGCUAACUUUCAGAAAACGUACGCACACAAUUAAAUUUGUUUUCAAUUCCUUUUCUUUAGGUCUUCUGUAUUGUUUAUUUAGCUAUAAUAUUUUCUUAUAGUUAUUUUUUUUUAUUUUCCUUAGUAUAAAAUGUUUCCCGCCUUUUUUCACUAUCUCAACCUUCAAUGCAGGGUACUAGAAGAAAUGUCAAAGUAGUUUGCGUUUUUCAAUUAUUAAUUAAAUCUCUAUAUGUAAAAAAUAAAUUCAAUUCUACUAACAUUGGAUGUAAUUAUUGUAAUUAUUUUGCCGAUGUACAGUUAAGUUAAUUUUCACGCACAUCAUUUCUGUGCCAUUUAUAGAGAAUUGUCUUUUUUACUGAUAGGUUUUCGUGUACUUAGUACAAAAUUUGUAAUUUUUUAUGCGUUGUGUUGGUUCAACUGGUGUUCGCGGCAUGGUGCGAGCGAGCAUGCUAGUCAUUAUAAUGUUUUAUACCAGAGCAGCUGCAUCUGCUGAUAUGCGACAAUGUUAUUAUACUUACAUGUAAUAUAGAAUGUUCCAGUUAUUGCUGAAUCGGUGUCGAGUCUUAUCUCGACAUGUGGGACUUUGUGAGUGUUUAUACAAGACCAAAAUAGAUCAAUUGUAUUGAACAAAUUA
Messenger RNA from Homalodisca vitripennis (glassy-winged sharpshooter), 6869 nucleotides. RefSeq lists its product as uncharacterized. The record is from RefSeq and is a predicted model, not a curated record. Gene Ontology annotation, molecular function: protein binding. The transcript has 25 exons. Bases 199 to 3840 code for a protein of 1213 amino acids. Gene Ontology annotation, cellular component: cytoskeleton. NCBI's taxonomy places the organism in Eukaryota, Metazoa, Arthropoda, Insecta, Hemiptera, Cicadellidae.